Molecule: messenger RNA, 1458 nt
Organism: Penicillium bovifimosum
Lineage: Eukaryota; Fungi; Ascomycota; Eurotiomycetes; Eurotiales; Aspergillaceae
Product: phosphotransferase family protein
Exons: 1
Coding region: 1-1458 (485 amino acids)
Source: RefSeq, a predicted model, not a curated record
AUGCAAACUCGAAUGUGCCCCGAUGACGUGGCCUGGGAGCAAGCCGAAGAAACAUCUGACAGUUGGCUAGUUCAAUUUCUUGAAGUUGACAUGUUGCGGCCGAUUGCAGACUUUAUCCUUAUCCACAAUAGAGGCGAAGUCACCGAAUUUGCCAUACUCAGGAAAGGUUCCUAUAAUAUCUUGUUACGGCUGAAGUACCGAAAUGGUGCGACGGUUAUACGGUUGUCGCAGCCCGGUGCCGUUUUUUUCCCUGAGGAAAAAGUCGUCAAUGAGGUUGCUGUGAUGCGAUAUCUUGCAGAUCAAACGUCGAUACCCGUCCCUUUCGUUAUCCACUCAGGUACCAAGAAGGAGAGCCCCCUUCAACUGAGCCCAUUUAUCAUAAUGGAAUAUAUCGAACACGAAACGAAAAUGUACGACGCCCUCAACACACCGGGAUGUCCGAUAGAGGAACGUGGAAUUCUGGACCCGAACAUCGCUGAAGAUAGGCUUGAGAUGCUCUAUGGGCAACUAGCGGAUAUUCUUCUUCAGCUUUCCAUGCCCUCUUUGCCUCACAUAGGCUCUCUGAACCAGAUCGAUGACUUCACUUGGAAAGUAGCGAGGCGGCCUUUGUCAAUGAACAUGAAUGAACUGGUACGGCUGGGAGGUUUGCCCCGGUCGAAGCUCCCCGAUCUACAUACUACAUUCAAUACAGCCUCCUCAUAUCUCGAAGCCCUUGCGCAUCUCAACAUUGAGCAUCUAAUACAUCAAAGGAACGAUGCGGUGGAGUCUGCAGAUGACUGUCGGCGGAAAUUUGUGGCGCGGAAGCUUUUCUGUAAGCUCGCAAAGGACAAGCGGCUCACAAAUCCAUCACUCGAGAAAGGACCUUUCAAAAUCUGGUGUGAUGAUCUACGCCCGGCCAAUGUACUACUCCAUGAGAAUAUGCAAAUUGUCGGUGUGGUGGAUUGGGAGUUCACCUACGCGGCACCUGUUGAAUUUUCUUAUGCGCCGCCUUGGUGGCUGCUUAUUGAGAAACCCGAGUACUGGUCAAAGGGCAUUGAGGACUGGACAAGAGUGUUUGAUUACCGUCUCAAGACGUUCCUCAAGGUGAUGAAGGACUGUGAAGACAUAGCGAUCCAACAGGGUCGUUUGAAAGAGGACCAGCGGCUCUCCGGUCCUAUGGGCCAAAGUUGGGAGAGUGGGGAUUUCUGGGUAACGUACGCAGUGUUGCACAGCUUCGCCUUUCAUACAAUCUACUGGCAGAAGAUUGACUCACGCUUUUUCGGGCCUACGGAGAACCCCGAGGAAGCAUGGGAAGAGAGAGUCAGCCUGCUGGAUGAAAAGGAAAAGUAUGAGAUGGAACAACUGGUGGCACGAAAGCUGAAAGAGAUGAAAACCAGGGCUCUAGCAUGGGACCCCGAUGAGUAUACUCUGGCUUUUCGCCAGCAAUUAACGAGACAGAGAGAAGAGGCAGAUGAAUAA